This is a messenger RNA of Monodelphis domestica (gray short-tailed opossum), 1573 nucleotides long. It is a transcript of the gene GRWD1, whose product is annotated as glutamate rich WD repeat containing 1. The record is from RefSeq and is a predicted model, not a curated record. Gene Ontology annotation, molecular function: protein binding. NCBI's taxonomy places the organism in Eukaryota, Metazoa, Chordata, Mammalia, Didelphimorphia, Didelphidae. Gene Ontology annotation, cellular component: nucleolus. Gene Ontology annotation, biological process: ribosome biogenesis.
GGGGCGGAGCCCAAACUCCAGUCCCGCAGACUCCAAGAUGGCGGCGCGGAAGAGUUCCGGUCGCACGUGCAGAGCUAAGGCGGAUUCCUCGGGCAGUCCGCCGCGCGUCUAUCUCCCGGGCCGGGGCCCGCCGCUGCAGGACGACGAGGAGCUGGUGCGGGACCAGGAAGCCUACGUAUUGUACCACCGCGCACAGACUGGCUCACCAUGCCUCAGCUUCGACGUGGUCCGAGACCAUCUGGGGGAUUCCCGCAGCUCAUUUCCCCUUUGCCUGUACCUAUGCGCCGGGACCCAGGCCCCCAGUGCCCAGAGCAACAGGCUGAUGGUGAUGCGCAUGCACAAUCUUUACGGCACCCAGAAAAGUGAGGCUUCUGAGGACAGCGAGAGUGAGAGUGAGGAGGAGGAGGAGGAGGAGGAAGAGAAGAAGCCCCAGCUGGAGCUGGCCAUGAUCCCCCACUAUGGAGCCAUCAACCGAGUGCGGGUGGCUUGGCUUGGGGAGACCCCGGUGGCUGGAGUGUGGUCAGAGAAAGGCCAGGUGGAGGUGUUCUCCCUCCGGAGGCCCCUGGAGGCCGUGGACGACCCCCAGGUCCUGGCCGCGUUCCUGCGGGAGGAGCAGGCCCAGACCCGGCCCCUGUUCGCCUUCGGCGGCCACAUGGCUGAGGGCUUUGCCCUGGACUGGUCCCCCCGGGUGCCUGGUCGUCUGCUGACCGGCGACUGUCAGAAGAACAUUCAUCUGUGGACCCCCACCAGCGGGGGCUCCUGGCACGUCGACCAGCGGCCCUUCGCCGCCCAUUCCCGCUCCGUGGAGGAUCUGCAGUGGUCACCCACUGAGGACACGGUGUUUGCGUCCUGCUCGGCUGACACCUCCAUCCGAAUAUGGGACAUCCGGGCGGCACCAAGCCGGGCCUGCAUGCUCACAGCCCCGGCCGCGCACGACGCGGAUGUCAACGUCAUCAGCUGGAGCCGCCAAGAGACGUCCUUCCUGCUCAGCGGAGGCGACGACGGGGCCCUCAAGGUCUGGGAUCUCCGGCAGUUCACGACGGGCUCCCCAGUGGCCACCUUCAAGCAGCACGUGGCACCCGUGACCUCUGUGGAGUGGCACCCCCAGGACGGUGGGGUCUUUGCCGCAGCCGGGGCUGACGACCAGCUCACUCAGUGGGAUCUGGCAGUGGAGCGGGACCCCGAAACAGAGGGCGCCGAGGCUGACGGAGACCCCCUGGUGGCCGAGCUCCCCCAGCAGCUGCUCUUCGUUCACCAAGGGGAGACGGACAUCAAAGAGUUGCAUUGGCACCCCCAGUGUCCCGGCGUCCUCAUCAGCACGGCCUUGUCCGGCUUCACCGUCUUCCGCACCAUCAGCGUCUGACCCCCGGCCUUCGGCCCCUUUCCCCUCCACAGGACUUGACUGCACCCGCCUGCCUUAAGAAUUGGGGUGGCUCGGCCGCCAUCCCACGCCAGGAGUUAACUUGGCGCCCUGUUGCUCCUCCCUCCCCCGGCGCACUCCGACGGAGCCCGUCUUGUUGAGGGGGGGUCACUGGAGGGGGGGCGCGUACGGGCAAUAAAGGAGAGACGAAGA